Molecule: messenger RNA, 2155 nt
Organism: Rhinichthys klamathensis goyatoka
Lineage: Eukaryota; Metazoa; Chordata; Actinopteri; Cypriniformes; Leuciscidae
Gene: ppp2r5eb
Product: protein phosphatase 2, regulatory subunit B', epsilon isoform b
Exons: 14
Coding region: 364-1767 (467 amino acids)
Biological process (GO): signal transduction; protein dephosphorylation
Cellular component (GO): cytosol; nucleus; protein phosphatase type 2A complex
Molecular function (GO): protein phosphatase activator activity
Source: RefSeq, a predicted model, not a curated record
CCAGCAGGCUAGAGCGCGUCCGUGUUAUGUGUGCCAUGGACUCAGCCCAGUAAUAUUGACAAUAGGGCGAAAAAGGGACCGAUAUUCCCCAAUAAAACAUAUUUUCUGGAUACAAAUAACCUAUAGUCGCGGUGUGUGGACAUAAAGAGAUUCCCGGGGAUGUUUAUAUUUCAGCUGGAUCUUUUUCUAUCGUCGGAAAUUUGAGUGUUUGAUGGGAUUAUUGCUGUGGGUUUGGCAGUUUUUAAGGCCAAAAACAGAUUUUGUGUCUUUAUUUUUAUUUUUCUGCUGCUUCAAGAGGCCUUGAAGGAGGAAAGACGGUUAAAACACCCAUAUCAGCUCCUCACAUCGAAAACAUCAAGGGCUAUGUCCUCCGCAGCCACCACUCCUCCAUCAGUGGAUAAAGUAGACGGAUUUUCCCGGAAGUCUGUCCGGAAGGCCAAGCAGAAACGUUCUCAGAGUUCCUCACAGUUCCGCUCUCAGGGCAAACCAAUCGAACUCACACCUCUUCCCCUGCUCAAAGACGUCUCUGCUCAGGAGCAGCCGGAGUUGUUCCUGAAGAAACUUCAGCAGUGUUGUGCUGUCUUUGAUUUCAUGGACACUCUGUCAGACCUGAAGAUGAAAGAAUACAAGCGCUCAACCCUCAAUGAGCUCGUCGAUUAUGUCACAGUCAGCCGAGGAUACCUCACAGAACAGGCCUACCCAGAGGUCGUCAAAAUGGUGUCCUAUAAUAUAUUCCGAACUCUUCCGCCCAGUGACAGUAAUGAGUUUGACCCAGAGGAGGAUGAACCCACUCUAGAGGCCUCGUGGCCACAUUUACAGCUGGUGUAUGAGUUCUUCAUUCGCUUUUUGGAGAGUCAGGAGUUUCAACCCAGCAUUGCCAAAAAGUACAUAGACCAGAAAUUUGUCUUACAGCUGCUGGAGUUGUUCGACAGCGAGGACCCGCGGGAGAGAGAUUACCUGAAGACAGUCUUACACAGAAUCUACGGAAAAUUCCUGGGACUGAGAGCUUUUAUACGAAAACAAAUUAAUAAUAUUUUUCUACGUUUUGUUUAUGAAACUGAGCACUUCAAUGGAGUCGCAGAAUUGUUGGAGAUUUUGGGCAGCAUCAUCAAUGGCUUCGCUCUGCCGCUGAAGGCCGAGCACAAACAGUUUUUGGUGAAAGUUUUGAUUCCUCUUCACACCGUCAGGAGCCUCUCGCUUUUUCACGCACAGCUGGCGUAUUGUAUUGUACAGUUCCUAGAGAAAGACCCUGCGUUAACAGAACCAGUUAUCAGAGGUCUGCUGAAAUUCUGGCCUAAAACUUGCAGUCAGAAAGAGGUCAUGUACCUAGGAGAGUUGGAGGAGAUUCUGGAUGUGAUUGAGCCCACGCAGUUUGUGAAGAUCCAGGAGCCUCUUUUCAAACAGAUCUCUAGAUGUGUCUCCAGCCCUCAUUUUCAGGUGGCUGAGAGAGCUCUGUACUACUGGAAUAAUGAGUACAUCAUGAGUCUGAUUGAGGAAAACUCCAACGUGAUUCUUCCCAUAAUGUUCACAAGUCUGUACCGGAUCUCCAAAGAACACUGGAACCCGGCCAUAGUAGCUUUAGUCUAUAAUGUUCUGAAGUCCUUCAUGGAAAUGAACAGCACUUUGUUUGAUGAACUCACGUCCACUUACAAGUCAGAUCGUCAGAGAGAGAAGAAGAAAGAGAAGGAGAGAGAAGAGCUGUGGAAGAGGUUGGAGGAUCUGGAGUUGAAGAGAAGCCUCCAGAGUGACGGAAUUAUUCCCACUUAAUGACGCGCCUCUCCUGGACCGCUUUUUCCCCAACGCCUCCACCACGCGCUCGGAACGUUGGCCACUUUUUUUUCCUUUUCUGUAUUUGUGCGACUUACUUUACCGUAGAUUCACCUCGUCAGUCUCAUUAUUUCAAAAGCACUGUAAAUAACUUUAUUUUAUCCUCUUUUUUUCCCCCCUUAAAAAUAUUAUGCCGAAAAAGAACGUGACUAGAAAAGUAAGUUAAAAAAGAAAAAUAAGCAAAAAGAAAAAAGAAAAAAAAAGUGAAACCCGCACUGGAGUUGGAAGGACUUUGAAUAGACAGUAGGACUGAAAUGAACGACUGCUGUUAAGAAAAUCAAACAAACGGAGAAUCUCAACCUACCAAUCUGACUCACCUCGCCCAUCC